GUUUCCAAUGUGUUUCUGAAAAAUUAAAACCUUCUGGAAACAUUUAAGCAAAUGGAAAAUUUUGAGUUUUCAACCGAGUUUCUUCCGGGUUUACCUGAUGAACUCGGUCUUGAGUGCUUAUCUCGGUUAGCUUACACUGUUCAUAGGCUCGCGUCUCGAGUUUGUCAUCGAUGGCGGGAUUUGCUCCAAAGCCCAGAUUUUUAUUACCACCGAAAAAGACUAGGGUACAUCCAAAAAGUCGCCUUCUUGGUCCUAUCCUUUAACGGUGGAAUCGUGGAUGGACCUAAGAAAUCGGGUGUAUCUCCGAGAUAUGGAAUUGCUGUGUUUGACUCGGUGAGUCAGAGUUGGGAUAGACUUGCUUCGGUUCCCAAGUACCCAAACGGGUUGCCUCUGUUCUGUCAAUUAGCAAGCUGUGAGGGGAAGCUUGUAGUGAUGGGCGGGUGGGACUCGGUGAGUUACGAUCCCGUUACUGACGUUUUUAUCUACGAUUUCAUGACUCGGCAGUGGAAACAAGGGAAGGACAUGCCAUCCAAAAGAUCCUUCUUUGCAAUCGGAGCAUGUUCGGGUCGGGUGUAUGUCGCGGGCGGGCAUGACGAGAACAAGAACGCCUCAAGAAGCGCGUGGGUCUAUGACUUGAGGAAGGACGAGUGGACUCGGUUGGGGGAGUUGAGUCAAGAGCGAGACGAGUGUGAAGGCGUGGUGAUGAUCGGAGAAGACGAGUUCUGGGUGGUGAGUGGAUAUAGAACGGAGAGCCAAGGCCAAUUCGAUGGGAGCGCCGACGUGUACGGGAUAAAGUCCGGUGAAUGGAGGCGGAUCGAAGGGGUUUGGGAACCGGGUCGGUGCCCGAGAUCGUGUGUCGGGAUCGGGAAAAAUGGGAAAUUACUAAAUUGGGCGGAGGUGAACCCGGUUGUCCGGGUCGGAGCAUGUGGGAUAACACUUGGAGGGCGGGUUUUCAUUACGGGGUCGGACUACCAAGGUUCGCCCCAUGGGUUUUACAUGGUUGAAGAGCAAAAUAGUAAAAUCGUGAAAUUAGAUGUACCUGAUGAGUUUUCUGGGUUUGUCCAAUCAGGGUGCAGUGCAGACAUUUGAUGCGGUGGAAUAAUGUCGUUGUAAUUGUUAUACGUACGAAUGUCGGCACAUGCACCUGGUCUUUUUCGUCUUUUUAUAGAAAAUGUAAAUAUUAUA
This is a messenger RNA of Hibiscus syriacus, 1185 nucleotides long. RefSeq names its product F-box/kelch-repeat protein At1g15670-like. The record is from RefSeq and is a predicted model, not a curated record. Gene Ontology annotation, molecular function: protein binding. Gene Ontology annotation, biological process: negative regulation of cytokinin-activated signaling pathway; regulation of phenylpropanoid metabolic process. The transcript has a single exon. Bases 52 to 1089 code for a protein of 345 amino acids. Lineage: Eukaryota; Viridiplantae; Streptophyta; Magnoliopsida; Malvales; Malvaceae.